GAUAAUAAAGAGAAAACUAAAUCAAAAAUAUCUUUGAACUUCUCUACGAUCGGCUUGGUAACAGUCUCAUUGCCUUCCCUCUCACUAAUCAUCUGUUUCAUAACAGCCAUCCUUUUCAGAUAUGAUCAAAUCACUGAGACUGAAUGUAACAACACUAACAAUAUUCCAUCCGUCAGUGCCAUAACUGGGGUAAGCCCACCGCGUUAUGUCUGGAGAGUUGGCAUUGCAUUGCAUUCAGCACCCAGAUUCGUGAUUGGCUUGAUGUACCUUAAUUUCUACAAUGAAAAGUUGUCAAUGGUACCAAAGAAGUUACAAGGGCUCUUUAAAAUUUUAUACCGAUGUGUCUUUGUUUUUUAUACCAUAGAAAAUUCAUGUCUAGUUCUUGUCUCUUAUAUUUCUAAUGUCGAAAAUUAUGCCAUACAUGAAAAGAUUUUUAUAGUCUUCAUGUUCGCAGCAGUUAUACACCAAAUAUGUACAAUGGUAAUCUACCCUUGGUGUUUCAGCGAUAUGAAGAGUUUCGAGCACAAAUGGUUUUAUUUUUUGAUGCUAUGCGUGUCUACUGCUACCUUGCUAUUCUGCUUUAUACUGCACAGGCUUUACUGCAUACCUGGCGCUUUCUCAGUUUUCUCGACAGCUGAGUAUUUCAUAGUGCUUAGUGUGACUGGCUUUCAUUAUACAGCUGUCCUCGAUUUCAAGAAUUCUCAUUGGUCGAUA
This is a messenger RNA of Helobdella robusta, 714 nucleotides long. RefSeq lists its product as hypothetical. Gene Ontology annotation, biological process: GPI anchor biosynthetic process. The transcript has 5 exons. The record is from RefSeq and is a predicted model, not a curated record. Gene Ontology annotation, cellular component: endoplasmic reticulum membrane; Golgi membrane. The annotation marks the transcript as partial. Lineage: Eukaryota; Metazoa; Annelida; Clitellata; Rhynchobdellida; Glossiphoniidae.